Camarhynchus parvulus is the source of this 3740-nucleotide messenger RNA. It is a transcript of the gene DYM, whose product is annotated as dymeclin. Lineage: Eukaryota; Metazoa; Chordata; Aves; Passeriformes; Thraupidae. Gene Ontology annotation, biological process: Golgi organization. Gene Ontology annotation, cellular component: Golgi apparatus. The record is from RefSeq and is a predicted model, not a curated record. Bases 177 to 2354 code for a protein of 725 amino acids. The transcript has 18 exons.
CGCAUGCGCAGCAGGGCAGCGCCGGCGACGUGGAGGCGGGCGGGGACCGUGAGGGGCCGUGAGGGGACCCGGGAGCGGCGCGGGCCGAGGCACCCCGGUACCGACCCCGCCACCGAGCUCGGGCCCAGGGCACGGACGAAAUGAAAAUUUAGAAAAACCUUUGCCAAAUAAAGAAGAUGGGAGCGAAUAGCAGCAGCAUCAGUGAGCUUCCAGAAAAUGAGUACUUACAGAAACUGUCAGGAUCAGAGCCCAUCUCUGAGAAUGACCCGUUCUGGAAUCAGCUUCUGUCUUUUAGCUUCACCACUCCAACAAACAGUGCUGAUUUAAAGCUCUUGGAAGAAGCCACAAUCUCAGUCUGCAAGUCUUUAGUUGAGAAGAAUCCUCGAACAGGAAACCUUGGAUCAUUGAUUAAAGUCUUUCUUUCUAGAACCAAAGAGUUAAAAAUUUCAGCAGAAUGUCAGAACCACCUCUUUAUCUGGCAGGCUCACAAUGCACUGUUCAUUAUUUGCUGUUUGCUGAAAGUAUUCAUCAGUCGAAUGUCAGAAGAGGAGCUGCAACUUCAUUUUACUUAUGAAGAGAAAGCAGGACCAAGCUCAUAUGGAGCAGAGUGUGAAGACCUUAUAGAAGAGUUGCUGUGUUGCCUCAUCCAGCUCAUUGUUGAAAUUCCCCUCUUAGAUAUUACGUACAGCAUUUCUUUGGAAGCUGUGACAACUCUCAUUGUGUUCCUCUCCUGCCAAUUAUUCCACAAAGAGAUUCUGCGAGAGAGCAUCAUUCACAGAUACCUGAUGCAUGGUCGAUGUCUCCCCUACACCAGCAGACUUGUGAAAACUUUGCUGUAUAAUUUCAUUAGACAAGAGAGAAGCCCUCCUCCAGGGACCCACGUCUUUCAGCAGCAAACAGAUGGAGGAGGACUGCUCUAUGGAAUUGCAUCUGGGGUGGCAACUGGCCUGUGGACAGUGUUCACACUGGGUGGGGUGGGCAGCAAAGCGUCGGCCCAGCUGGAACAGUGCUCCCCUCUGGCCAGCCAGAGCCUGCUGCUGCUGCUGGUCCUGGCCAACCUGACUGACACUCCAGACACCCCAAACCCCUACAGACAAGCCAUCAUGUCCUUCAAGAAUACACAAGAUAACACUGCUUUUUCGUCAUCAAAUCCACACGCUUUCCAGAUUAACUUUAACAGUUUAUACACAGCUUUAUGUGAUCAGCAGAAAUCUGAUCAAGCCACUCUUCUCCUGUACAUGCUUCUGCAUCAGAACAGCAACGUGCGCACCUACGUGUUGGCACGGACAGACAUAGAGAAUCUGGUUCUGCCAAUUCUUGAAAUCCUGUAUCAUGUUGAAGAAAGGAAUUCACACCAUGUUUACAUGGCCCUUAUCAUUUUGCUGAUCCUCACAGAGGAUGAUGGCUUCAACCGAUCCAUUCAUGAAGUGAUACUGAAAAACAUUACUUGGUAUGCUGAGCGUGUCCUAACGGAGAUCUCACUUGGGAGUCUUCUAAUACUGGUUGUGAUAAGAACCAUCCAGUACAACAUGACACGGACAAGGGACAAAUACCUUCACACAAAUUGUCUGGCAGCCUUAGCAAAUAUGUCGGCACAGUUCCGCUCGCUUCAUCAGUAUGCUGCUCAGAGGAUCAUCAGUUAUACCUGCCGCCACUUGCGGAGAUAUGUGUAUGUCUUGGACAAACUGUAUUUCCCCCACUCCCACUGCUCUACGCUGCAGCAUUGCUUCUCGACCCUCAGUGACAAUGGAGAGGAACUCUUGUCUUUAACUUGUUCUCACAUUCUCAGAUCCUAUGCUUCCAGUCUGUUUUCUCUGUUGUCUAAAAAACACAACAAAGUUCUGGAGCAAGCCACGCAGUCCUUGAGAGGUUCCUUGGGUUCAAACGACUCUCCACUUCCUGAUUAUGCACAAGACCUGAAUGUGAUUGAGGAAGUGAUCCGGAUGAUGCUGGAGAUCAUCAACUCCUGCCUGACCAAUUCCCUGCAUCACAACCCCAACCUGGUGUACGCUCUGCUCUACAAGCGCGAUCUGUUCGAGCAGUUCCGGACUCACCCCUCCUUCCAGGACAUCAUGCAAAAUAUAGACCUGGUGAUCAGCUUUUUCAGCUCCCGAUUAGAGCAAGCUGGAGCUGAGCUGUCAGUGGAGCGAGUUCUGGAAAUCAUCAAGCAAGGAGCUGUUGCUUUGCCCAAAGACCGGCUAAGAAAAUUCCCCGAGCUGAAGUUUAAGUACGUGGAGGAGGAGCAGCCUGAGGAGUUCUUCAUCCCCUACGUGUGGUCCCUGGUGUACAACUCUGCCGUGGCCCUGUACUGGAACCCCCGUGACAUCCAGCUCUUCACCAUGGACUCGGGCUGAGGGGCACCCCGGCCAGGCCAGCCCCGCUCCAUCCUACAGGAAUUGAACCUCUGCACCCCUUCCAACCUGACCCCCUCCAACUGCGCCCGUGACCCCAGAACCAGUGUCCAGCCCAGCCUCACGCUGGGACAGACUGGUGUGGGGCACUGAUGGCUUGUAGGCAACCUUGUGUUUAUAGUCCGUAACCUAGAGCUUGUUUGAUGAAAAUGAGGCCUUACACAUGGGGUAUGAUGUUACUACCAACCACAAACCUGAUCGUCCUUUUAACUUAACAGGCUAAAUGAGAUUGCAGGCUUUGAUUUGGAAGGAGUGUUUGUAUUUUUGGCUCUUUGGAGCAGGCAGCUUCCUUGGGUCAAGCUUUUUAUGGUCUCUUGGACACUGCCGUGGGGUGCUCGUUACCUAAUCCUUGUUUCCACUCACAGCCCUUCGUUUCUGUGGCACUGUCAAGGCUGCAGCCCUUAAAUUGCUGUCUACGCUGUCAUCCGAGGGAACUAAGCAAGCAGCAUCUUAAUCAGGUUAGCUCCCAGGCAGAUUCAAAACACUUGAUUUAGAUGUUUGUGGGAGGAUUUUCAAUAGCAAGUCUUCUGUUGUUGUUGUUGUUUGACUGACAAAUACUCUCCAGAGGGCAAGAAACACCUGCUUUCGGAGUCAAGUCCCUUACAGACUUGUUUUUCUGUGCUCCUGUGCAAAAUUGUUCCUGGAAAUUGAACGUGUAAGGGAAGAGGGGAAAAAAAGUCCAAAGAAAAUAAUUACAAGAUUGUAAAAUAGACCAGUGUCCUGUAAAUCUGUGCGUAAUGGUGACAGUGUGUUUUGGGGAUCCUUGACAAAGCUCUGUGUUGAAAACCUCCUCUUGGCUUUUAAAGUUUUAUGGCAGAAGUAUAAAUUUACCUGAAUGUAGAAUACUACUCUCUUUUUUGGUUGUUUUCAAGUGCCCUUUCCUGAUAUACCUGUUUCAGCAGUGGGAAAAGCAAAAGAAGUGGUGUGAUUUUGAAAGAAAUCUCAUUUUUCAAAGUGGGGAUCGUAUUUUGGGGAUGCCUGUUGCACACACGUGCACCCACUCUCCUCGUCCCACGUGCUGCUGUGUGGGGGACUGUCAGCAGUGCAUUGCAUGCCAAAACUUCAAUUUCAAGGAAUUAGUUCUUGAAGAUGCGUGGCAACCCUCUGUAUUCACUGCUUGCUACAGCAUGUUCUGUUUGUUGACCUGAGGAAUUGGGUGCGUUUGCUUUCAGAAAGUCCUUUGAAUGGCUUUAAAUAGAAUUUCUUGCACCGUUUCAUCCCUCUGAAGGAUGUGCUAAGAUUGUACUUUCCUUUUAUCUGCUUAUUUAGAGACAGAAGUCCAUUUGAGUCCUACACAAAUGGAAAUGCUGGCUUGUAAAAAAAAAAAAA